Messenger RNA from Aspergillus alliaceus, 3033 nucleotides. Its product is annotated as repressor protein. The coding region runs from base 453 to 2873 and encodes 806 amino acids. The record is from RefSeq and is a predicted model, not a curated record. The transcript has 2 exons. Gene Ontology annotation, molecular function: shikimate 3-dehydrogenase (NADP+) activity; 3-phosphoshikimate 1-carboxyvinyltransferase activity; 3-dehydroquinate dehydratase activity. Gene Ontology annotation, biological process: chorismate biosynthetic process. NCBI's taxonomy places the organism in Eukaryota, Fungi, Ascomycota, Eurotiomycetes, Eurotiales, Aspergillaceae.
GCGGUGAUAAGCCCUUUGGGGAUGACGUUCUGCCGCCCCCAGUCCCAAUAAUUUUGGGGUUCAUACUAAAACUACCUUAAGUUGGUAUGGUAUAUCUUAAACUCUGAUCUGGUUACUCACUGAACGUUCUUUGUUCUUUUAACUCUUCCACCGGAACCCUCAGCGAUAGUCGCAGCAUGGUAGCUGUGAAUCACCACAUCGUCUCAAGACAUAUGCGCGCCAUUAAUACUUAUUGCAACUAGUACUGAUCUCGCUACCCCAGAUGUGUAGUGGUUUAAGGACAUUAUCUAAAGCCAGCUUAUUCCGAUUGAAUCAUGGAUCGAAUUAUGAUCACUAGCCACAGAUAGUUAGAAUUACCUGAUGUUCACUUAUAUCUUAUCUUUCAGCGAGCUUCCUAAUUAAGCGACUACCAACCAGCUACACACGCCCAACAGACAAUAUCCGUUAGCAUCAUGCCUCAGUCUCCUGGGCGUGAGCGUCAUCGUAAACUCGACCCCGAUGCCUCCUUGGUACUGGUUGGGAUUCGAGGUUGUGGAAAGCGCUCAUUGGGCUUUGUUGCUGCAACAGCGUUAAAGAGACGCUACAUCACCGAAGACCACUAUUUCAAACAGGUUACCGGGCUCACGCGACAUGAGUAUCUGAAACGCUUUGGGAGCCAGGAGUUCCAGCAGCGUGAUAUUGAGAUUCUUAAGGCGAUGCUCGAUAAUCAUAGAUCGCGCUGUGUAAUUGAAUGUGGCCUGGGAAGUCUUACUCGUCCUGUACAGGAGCACCUUCGUCUGUAUUCAGUGACCAAUCCUGUGGUGUACCUACUUCGUGACAUGGCACGCAUCCAGGCUUUGCUAGGAUUGGAAGAUCAGUCUGUGAAGUUACUUUGUGAAGGAGACCCGCUGCACCGGACGUGUUCCAAUUUUGAGUUCUACAAUAUUGAGGAUCGUUCCAGCAUGUCAGCUCAACCAGACGAAGUAACGCCGGACCGUCGGUCAGUUGGGUACUCCUUCAAGCUCAAAGAAGCCAAGGAGGAUUUUACUCGUUUCGUGCAUUUCAUCACUGGCGCAAAUAUGGACCAUUCGAGCUAUGACUCUCCUUUCGUGCUACUGGAAACGCCUCCAGAAAACCGCUCUUUCACACAUGCUAUCUUCGUUCGAUCCUCGGAAAUGAUCAGAGGGGCCGUUGAUUUGUGUGAGCUCGAGUCAGGGGGAGAUGCCAUUGAGCUAUGUGUUGAUCGCUGGAAUACCGAGAUGGCGAGUAUAGUGAGCAAACAGGUUUCUCUACUACGCAGGAGUGCCCGUACACCCAUCAUCUUCUCAAUUGAUGCUUCAUUGUCCGGAAUCGGAAGCGGUGUGCUCUCACGGGGGCAACUGUGCAGUCUCUAUUUUGAGAUCGUGGAACACGGCUUGCGACUAGCGGUGGAAUACCUGGCCAUAGACCUUGAUCAGGAUGAGUCCUUGUUGGUCGAAGCUGUCCAUAACAGGGGCAGGACCAAGAUCAUUGGCCAGCAUAUUUUUGAACCUUCGUCUCAUGUUACGUGGGAAGAUGAGUCCUGCUUGUCUCUCUACCUAGAGGCCGAGAAGCUCGGUUGCCAACUGGUUCGCAUUCUUCGAGUAGCGGUGGAGCGUGAGGAUAAUGCGGCUGUUGCCAAGUUCACAAACAAGAUUCAGUCUCUACCAGGCAAACACCCGCCUAUUAUCGCUUAUAACGUAGGUAGCCUUGGACGAACAUCCCAGGUGUUUAAUUCUACACUUACUUCUGUUACCCACCCAGCCGUUGCGCGCCUCACAGACAAUAGAAUGGAUCCUCUGAUUACUUCACGGGAUGCGGUGCAGGCGUUGUUUCACAGUUAUGUGCUUGACCCUUUGCAGUUCUACAUUCUCGGGGCCAGUGUUGCCUACAGCCUCUCACCAGUUAUGUACACUGCCGCUUUCCAGCAUUGUGGCAUGAAUCACACCUACACUAUCCCUGAUUCCCCUUCUCUCACAGCAUUGGAUCAGUUAGGCCGGGAUCCGCAUUUCGGGGGUGCCAGCGUUGUACAGCCAUGGAGGGUGCAGAUCUUCCAGAAACUCGCCUCUAAAAGUCGGCACGCAGAGGCAAUUGGAGCGAUCAACACGAUUAUGCCUCUACGAGCGCGAGCGGAUGGGACGAUGUUCCCCUUACAAGAGCAGGCCAGCCGUCGAAACCAGGCAGGACCUGUACUAGGCUGGUAUGGGGAGAAUACUGAUUGGGUGGGGAUCAUGACCUGCAUGAAUCGUAAUCUUUCCCCGCGUAAUGCCAUCAGCCCCUUGAAAACGACUGGGCUGGUAAUUGGGGCCGGCGGUAUGGGGCGUGCUGCCAUCUACGCCAUGCUUCGUCUAGGGUGCCGCAAGAUUUUCAUAUAUAACCGAACCUUGUCCCGCGCGGAGAAUGUAGCCCGUCAUUUUAAUUCGUGGGCUGCAUCGCAGGUUGGUUCUACGCAAGUGGUGCAUGUGCUGAAGUCAUUGCAGGAUGAAUGGCCGUCAAAUACCUGCCAUCCAUGUUUAAUUGCGUCUUGCGUGCCUGCGGACCCAGACCAGGACGAACCCCCUGCGAACUUCGAGAUGCCGAUGCAAUGGCUCGAGAGUCCUACUGGAGGGGUGGUCUUGGAGUUUGCAUAUAAACCCUUGGAGACCCCGCUGUUACGUCAAAUGCGUCGAUUUCGAGGCGAGACCGGACGUCCGUGGGUUCUGGUAGAUGGGCUCGACAACGUCAUUGAGCAGGCCAUCGCUCAGUUUGAGCUGCUUACUGGACGGAAAGCUCCUCGGAGACUAAUGACUCUGGAAGCCCUCCAUAACUAUGUCGGGGAGCACGGACACUUUGAUGAGGAAUCAAUUCAAGCACGAGUUGAUGGCGUCCUCUGUUAGCGUGUGUCGUGAAGAGGAUCUGGUUUAGUUGGCAUAAAAUAUCAAUGUGUACAUAUACAAAUUACCUUCUAUAGGCUGUAAAUGGAAAGAAUAGGGCAAACCUAAGUCGUAUGUAAAAAAAAGUGAUGAUACGCCGAAUUGUCACGUGCAUCGAUCUGGA